Messenger RNA from Phyllostomus hastatus (greater spear-nosed bat), 1841 nucleotides. RefSeq names its product NKD inhibitor of WNT signaling pathway 1 (gene NKD1). NCBI's taxonomy places the organism in Eukaryota, Metazoa, Chordata, Mammalia, Chiroptera, Phyllostomidae. The record is from RefSeq and is a predicted model, not a curated record. Gene Ontology annotation, molecular function: calcium ion binding. The coding region runs from base 159 to 1571 and encodes 470 amino acids. The transcript is spliced from 10 exons. Gene Ontology annotation, biological process: negative regulation of Wnt signaling pathway. Gene Ontology annotation, cellular component: cytoplasm.
CGGCGACGGCGGCAGGAGCUAGUCCCGGCGCCGCCUCGGGCUCCGCUCGGCUCGGGGGCUGCUCCCGGAGGAGGAGAGCCAGGCGAGGGGCGGCGAUCCGCGGGGCCCGCGGGCCGGGCGCAUGGCUUAGGGACGCCCCCGCCCGCCGCGCCCCCAGCAUGGGGAAACUUCACUCCAAGCCGGCCGCCGUGUGCAAGCGCAGGGAGAGCCCGGAAGGUGACAGCUUCGCUGUGAGUGCCGCCUGGGCCCGGAAAGGCAUCGAGGAGUGGAUCGGCAGGCAGCGCUGCCCGGGUGGCAGCUCCGGACCCCGACAGCUGCGGGCGGCGGGCACCGCCGGCAGAGGAGCCCGGGAGCUCGUGGGCGAGGUGUUCCGAGAAACACUCAGCGAGGAGGAAGAGGAAGACUUUCGACUGGAAGUGGCCCUGCCUCCCGAGAAGACCGACGGGCUGGCCAGCGGAGAUGAGAAGAGGAUGGAGAAGCCGAGUGAGUCCUGCCCGGGCUCCAAGAAGCAGCUGAAGUUCGAGGAGCUACAGUGUGACGUGUCCGUGGAGGAGGACAGCCGGCAGGAGUGGACCUUCACACUGUAUGACUUUGACAACAAUGGAAAGGUCACUCGCGAGGACAUCACCAGCCUGCUGCACACCAUCUACGAGGUGGUCGACUCCUCCGUGAACCACUCCCCGACGUCCAGCAAGACGCUGCGCGUGAAGCUGACCGUGGCCCCCGAUGGGAGCCAGGGCAAGAAGAGCAUCCUUCUCAACCAUCCCGACCUGCAGACCACCAGGCCCAGAGCGGAAACCAAGCCCGCGGAGGAGCUGCGCAGCUGGGAGAAGAAGCAGCGAGCCCCGCUCAGGUUCCAGGGAGACAGCCGGCUGGAGCAGUCUGGCUGCCAGCACCACUGCGUGGACGAGAACAUUGAGAGGAGAAACCACUACUUGGAUCUCGCCGGGAUAGAGAACUACACGUCCCAGUUUGGGCCUGGCUCCCCAUCCUCGGCCCAGAAGUCCGAACUGCACCCCCGCACCUCCAACCCCACGCGGUCCCGCUCCCAUGAGCCAGAAGCCGUCCAUGCCCCACACCGAAAGCCCCCAGGCGCGGACCCGGGCUCCUCCCACGGCCCCGACACCCCCUUCGCCAAGGUCUCGGAGGCCCAGCAGCGACUCCGGGGUGCCCAGGACGGGAGCAAGCACUUUGUGAGGUCCCCCAAGGCCCAGGGCAAGAGCAUGGGUGUGGGCCACGGGGCCAGAGGGGCAAGAAGCAAACCCCCUCUGGGACCCACGGUCCCCUCGGCGUCCCCAUCCACCCACCUGGCCGCCGGUGCAGCCGUCCUCCCCACCCUGGCCCCCCUCGGCCACAAGAAGCACAAGCACCGAGCCAAGGAGAGCCAGCCAGGGGGCCGGGGCCUGCAGGGGCCACUGGCCUUGGGCGGCGCCCUGGUGGGGCGGGACCAGGGGAGGGAGCUGCCCGCCGUGGUGGUGUACGACGGCCCGGCCGGCCAGGCGGUCCAGAGACACGAGCAUCGCCACCACCACGAGCACCACCACCACCACCACCACUUCUACCAGACCUAGGCCCACUGCGCCCCGCCCGCCCCAGCAUUCGUAUUCUAUUAAUUAUUGUUAUUAUGACGAGUAUUGUUAUUAAUAAUUAUUGUUACUCCACUAAUAUUCCGCUAGGCUCCAUGUAGAAGAUCUAUGGAAACACAGACGUCAACUUUUAUUUAUAAGUGUGGGGACUGCGUGCGUGACUCCCCCAGGGAGCGGCUCUGAGCGCGGCAGAGGCUCCCUCGGGUCCCGGCUGUGGUUCCCACCCAGGCCCCCACCCUCCCCAGCCCCUCCCCG